ACGCCGCUGCCUUUUCCCCCCCAACCCCCCGCUACGAGGGCGGCUCGGGGAAGAUGGCGAGGGCUGCGGAGCGGGGGCUGCGGCUCCUGGUGCUGCUGCUGGGACUCGGAGCGGGGCUGCCCGCCGCCGCUCGCCCGCCAGCCUCCUUCCCCGGCGACGUGAACGGGCACAGCCUCCACCCGCCCUACUUCAACCUGGCCGAAGGCACCCGCAUCUCCGCCUCCGCCACCUGCGGCGAGGAAGCGGCGGGGACGGCCGGCAGCCGCCGUGCCGUGGAGGAUCUGUACUGCAAGCUGGUGGGGGGGCCGCUGGCGGGGGGGGACCCCAACCAGACCAUCCAGGGCCAGUACUGUGACAUCUGCUCCUCAGCAAACAGCAACAAAGCACAUCCCAUAACUAACGCCAUCGAUGGGACGGAGCGCUGGUGGCAGAGUCCCCCACUCUCCCGUGGGCUGGAGUUCAACCAGGUCAACGUCACUCUGGACCUUGGACAGCUCUUCCACGUGGCAUACGUCCUGAUCAAAUUUGCAAAUUCCCCUCGUCCUGAUCUCUGGGUGCUGGAACGAUCUACUGACUUUGGCCUCACCUAUGAGCCCUGGCAGUACUUUGCCUCUUCAAAGAGGGACUGCAUUGAAAAGUUUGGACUGCAGACCGUGGAUCGCAUCACCAAGGAUGACCAUGCUAUCUGCACUACAGAGUACUCCCGAAUUGUGCCCUUAGAAAAUGGGGAGAUUGUUGUCUCUCUGGUAAAUGGGCGCCCAGGAGCCAUGAACUUCUCCUACUCUCCUCUCCUACGGAAUUUCACCAAGGCCACCAACAUCAGACUGCGCUUCCUGCAGACAAACACUCUGCUUGGGCACCUGAUGGGCAAAGCUUUGAGGGACCCUACAGUGACCAGGAGGUAUUACUACAGCAUCAAAGAUAUCAGCAUUGGAGGGCGCUGUGUCUGCCACGGCCAUGCAGAUGUCUGUGAUGCUAAAGACCCCAGUGACCCUUACAGGCUGCAGUGUGACUGCCAGCACAACACCUGUGGCGGGUCCUGUGACCGCUGCUGCCCUGGCUUCAACCAGUUCCCGUGGAAACCUGCCACUGCCGACAGUGCCAACGAAUGCCAGCCUUGCAAUUGCAAUGGCCAUGCCUACGACUGCUACUACGACCCAGAAGUGGAUCGUCACAAAGCCAGCAAAAGUCGCGAGGACAAGUAUGAAGGAGGAGGUGUUUGCAUUGACUGUCAGCAUCACACCACUGGCGUUAACUGUGAGAGAUGCAUCCCAGGAUACUACCGCUCCCCUGACCACCCGAUCGACUCUCCAUACAUUUGCUAUCGCUGCAACUGCAAAUCUGACUUCACUGAUGGCACUUGUGAGGACCUCACUGGCCGCUGUUACUGCAAACCCAACUACACUGGGGAGCACUGCGAUGCCUGCGCUGAGGGGUACCUGGACUUCCCCCACUGCUACCCUGUUCCAGCCUUUGCUUAUAACGAUACUGGAGAACAAGUGCUCCCUGCAGGACAGAUAAUAAACUGUGACUGCUAUGCUGGUGGGACAGAAGGCAAUGCGUGCCGCAAGGACCCUCGGGUGGGGAUGUGUGUGUGCAAACCCAACUUCCAGGGGACACACUGUGACCAGUGCACUCCAGGCCACUAUGGACCCCUCUGCCAGCCCUGCCAGUGCUCUGGCCCGGGUCAGUACGAUGGCACCUGUGACAGUGAGACAGGACAGUGCCUGUGUCGAACAGGAUUUGAAGGUCACUCGUGUGAUCAGUGCGCCCCUGGCUACUUCAACUACCCCCUGUGCCAGCUGUGUGGCUGCAGUGCUGUUGGGACGCUGCCGGGAGGCUGCGACUCCUCCGGGAGAUGUUUCUGCAAGGCUGAGUUCACAGGGCCACGGUGUGAGCAAUGCAGCUCUGGGCACCACUCCUACCCCCACUGCUAUGCUUGCUCCUGUGAUUCCCGGGGUGCUGUGGACAACAACUGCAGCCCAGCUGGCCAAUGUCGAUGCCAUGUGAAUUUUGCAGGGCACACCUGCAACCAGUGUGCCCUGGGCUUCUACGGGUACCCCAGCUGCACACCAUGCCAGUGCUCCAGGGAGGGCUCUCUGCACAGCACGUGUGACCAGGAGACGGGGCAGUGCAGCUGCCGGCCCAAAGUGACGGGGCUGCGCUGUGACAGCUGCGUGCCGGGCGCCUAUGGAUUUCCACAGUGUGAAGUGGGCUCCUGUAACCCAGCUGGGUUAGUGACUGCAGAUCCCUCGCUGGCCCCAGGCUCCUGUGCAUGUCGGGCAUAUGUUGAAGGCCCAGCUUGUGACAGAUGCAAGCCCUUGUACUGGAACCUGACUCCAGAUAACCCUUAUGGCUGCACGAGCUGCAAGUGUGAGACCAAGGGCACCAUCAGUGGAAUUGCGGAGUGUCAGCAGGGCAAUGGGCAGUGUUUCUGCAAACCGAACACGUGUGGCCAGUUCUGCUCAACGUGCAAAGAUGGCUUCUUCAGUAUGGAGAACGCAAAUUACUUUGGCUGCCAAGGCUGCCGCUGCGACGUCGGUGGGUCGCUGGGGCCAUCCUGCGAGGAGCGGAGCGGAGCCUGCCGCUGCCGGCACAACACGCGUGGGCCCACCUGCACUCAACCUGUGCGGGAUCAUUAUUUCCCUGACCUUCACCACCUGAAAUUUGAGCUGGAGGAAGGGACCACGCCAGACGGCCGGGCUGUGCGCUUCGGCUACAACCCGCUGGAGUUUGAGGGCUUCAGUUGGCGCGGAUAUGCACAGAUGUCCUCCAUCCAGCCCAAGGUAGUGGUGACUCUCAAUGUGACCUCCCCCGACCUCUUCCGCCUCGUCUUCCGCUACGUCAGCCGGGGGUCCGCCAGUGUUGAAGGGAGGGUCUCGGUCGUUGAGGAAGGAAAGUUUAAUAUUUGUGGCAACUGUACAGAGCAGAGCAAGCAGAUUGUCUUUGCUCCCAGCACGGAGCCAGCCUUUGUCACUGUCCCCCAGAACAGCUUUGGGGAGCCCUUCGUACUCAACCCCAACACCUGGUCUCUGAUUGUCGAAGCAGAGGGUGUGCUGCUGGACUAUCUGGUCUUGCUACCCAGCUCAUACUAUGAAGCUCCAAUACUGCAGCUAAAGGUCACGGAUCCGUGUACAUACCAGCCAGCCCCGGAACAAGCCACCCAGAAUUGCCUCUUGUAUAAGUACCUGUCUCUGGAUGGCUUCCCUGCUGUGGCAGGGGUGGAUGCGGUGUGCAGGCUGGACAACAGGUUACCCAGAGGCUGUCCCAUGGAGCAGCUCACUCCUUCCCAUCCCUGGAUGGCAAUGUGCAGUGGCAAUGAUGUGGAAGUCCAGCUGUCACUGCCUGUUGCCCAACCUGGAAAAUACGUGUUGGUGGUGGAGUAUGCCAACCCCAAUGCUUUGCAUCCGGUGGGUGUUGCCAUCAGCUCACCGCACUUAGCCAUGCAGCAGGGCACGUUCACCUUCUACCCGUGUGUCUACAGUUUCCUUUGUCGAGGGGUUGCUGUGGAUUCCCAGAGCAGAUUGGCAACUUUUGAACUUACUUCAGAGGCCACGAUUCGGUUCAUCGCUGACCUGGCUGACUUCUUCCUGCACAAAGUGCACCUUGUUCCUGCUGAGCAGUUCACCAUGGAGUUCGUCGAGCCGAAGGUGCAUUGCAUCAGUGUCCAUGGCAUGUUCUCAUCCAAUAGCAGCUCCUGCAUUCCCUCAAGAUUCCUCAAGCUUUCCCAGUCAGUUGUUUUGGAGGGGGCCCAGGCUCUGCCUCUUGCCCCUGAUGUCCCCCUGGCUCAAGCUGUCCUUGUGGCUCCAGCUGGAGUCCCACUGGAGCCUGCACCUCGGCCUCCCACAGCAAUGGACUCCACCACAGAGCUCAUCCUCUUGCAGCCACCACAGGCUGCUGUUGUGUUUAACAGCCGGAUUCAGAACUUGGGGCGCUACGCUUUUGUUCUGCACUACUACCAACCCAACCAUCCCACCUUUCCUGUGGAAGUGUUGAUCAACGGUGGGCGAAUCUGGCAAGGUCAGACCAAUGCUACUUUCUGCCCACAUGGCUAUGGGUGCCGGAGCCUGGUAGUUGCUGAGGACCAGAUUGUCCUGGAUGUUACUGACAAUGACCUGAUGGUGGUUGUUCGAGUGCCAGAAGGCAAACAGCUGUGGCUGGAUUACAUCCUCGUGGUGCCAGAGGACAGCUACAGCUCUCAGUACCUGCAGGAGGAACCCCUGGACAAGUCCUAUGACUUCAUCAGCAGCUGUGGCUUUAACAGCUUCUACAUCAAUCCCAGCACGUCGUCGAGGUUUUGCCGUGACUCUGCCAUCUCGCUGUCCCUAUUCUACAACAACGGGGCACAGCCCUGCCAGUGCCACGAGGCGGGGGCGCGGGGCAGCCAGUGCGAGCCCUUUGGUGGGCAGUGUCCCUGCAAGUCCAAUGUCAUCGGGCGGGAGUGCUCCCGCUGCGCCACCGGCUACUGGGGCUUCCCCAACUGCAGGCCCUGUGACUGUGGGACACGUCUCUGCGAUGAGGUGACGGGGCAGUGCAUCUGCCCUCCUCACACCCUGAAGCCAGAAUGUGUUGUCUGUGAGCCCCAGACCUUUGGUUGCCAUCCCCUCGUCGGCUGUGAGGACUGCAAUUGCUCUCAGCCUGGAGUGCAGGAGCUGACAGAGCUUGGCUGCGAUGUGGACAGCGGGCAGUGCAAGUGCAAGCCCAAUAUAAUUGGGCGACGGUGUGACCUCUGUGCCCCUGGCUACUACCACUACCCCAGCUGUCGGCGGUGUGACUGCCAUCCUGAUGGCACUGAAGCAAGCGUGUGCGACCCGGUGACAGGGCAGUGUCACUGCAAGGAAAAUGUGGAAGGCCCGAGGUGUGACCAGUGCCGCCUGGGGACGUUUUCUUUGGAUGCCAGCAACCCCAAGGGGUGCACCAAGUGUUUCUGCUUUGGUGCCACCAAUCGCUGCCGCAGUGCUGUGAAGUACCGAGCUGAGUUCAUCGACAUGAAUGGCUGGCUCUUGAUGAGCAGUGAUCGCCAGGAGGUGCCAACAGCCCUGAGCCUGCGGGAGCAGCUCCUCCGUGCUGAUCUCAGGAACCUCCUGGAUGCCUAUCAGGAGCUCUACUGGGUUGCACCCAGCUCCUACCUUGGGGACCGGGUUUCCUCCUAUGGUGGCCACCUGCGCUACGAGCUUCACUCUGACCCACGGAGGGGUGAUGUCUUCAUUCCCAUGGAGUCCCGUCCAGAUGUGAUCCUGAAGGGAAAUCAGAUGAGCAUCAUGUUUCUGGAAGGCUCCUACCCUUCCCCGGGGGAGGUACAUGAAGGCCGGCUGCAGUUGGUGGAGAGUAACUUCAGGCACACGGAGACACACAACCCUGUAUCGAGAGAGGAGCUCAUGAUGGUGCUGGCAAACCUGGAGCAGCUGCAGAUCCGGGCACUCUUCUCCCAGCUCUCCUCCUCUGUGUCCCUGCGUCGUGUGGUCCUGGAGAUUGCAACGGAUGCAGCUACGGGUGUCCCUGCCAGCAACGUGGAGUUGUGCCUUUGCCCAGCUAACUACCUGGGUGACUCCUGUCAGGAAUGCGCUCCAGGUUACUACAGGGACACCAAGGGGUUAUUUUUGGGGAAAUGCAUCCCAUGUCAUUGCAAUGGCCACUCAGACCAGUGCCUGCCAGGAUCUGGGAUAUGCCUUAACUGCCAGCACAACACAGAGGGAGAUCACUGUGAGCAGUGCAAGGAUGGCUAUGUGGGCAGCCACAAUGCUGACGGGAGCCUGCAGUGUGUCGGAUGUCCGUGUCCUCUUUCCGUUGCCUCCAACAAUUUUGCCAUUGGUUGUGUGCACAAGGGCUCCAGCACACAGUGCCUCUGCAAGCCUGGCUACGCUGGACCCAACUGCGAGCGGUGUGCCCCAGGAUACUACGGCAAUCCCCUGGUGAUUGGCAGCUCAUGCCAGCCCUGCGACUGCAGCGGGAACACGGAUCCCAACAUGCUGUUCAGCAGCUGUGACUCCCUAACAGGCACCUGCACGGGUUGCAUGCAUCACACAGCCGGUGCGCGGUGCGAGGUCUGUGCCCCUGGCUUCUAUGGGGAUGCAGUGGCAGCCAAGAACUGCACACAGUGCAACUGUUCACCCUGUGGGACUGAUUCAUGCCAUCCACAAACUGGGCAGUGCUUCUGCAAGGCUGGAGUGACGGGGCAGCACUGCGACCACUGCGAGGAGGGGUACUACGGCUUCGAGGGAUGCUCUGGCUGCCGGAGGUGUGACUGUGAUGUUGGUGCCAUGGGGAGCAGCUGCCAAGCACAGACAGGCCAAUGCCACUGCCUGCCCGGCGUCAGCGGAUUGCACUGCCAGCAGUGUGCUCCGGGCUACUGGGGCUUCAGUGAGAGGGGCUGCAGAAAGUGUGAGUGCAGAGGGGGCUCUUGUGACCCACGCACUGGGGAGUGCACCUGCUCCAACGGGCUGACAGGGAAGCAAUGCGACGUCUGCAUGCACAACUAUGAGAUCCCUGUGGCAAACGGCCCAGACAGCAUGAGGUGUGAAGUGUGUGACAGCUGCGUCCUGCUCCUGCUGGAGGAUCUGCAGAGCAUUGAGAUGUCCUUCCCCUCCAUCCGGAGCCAGCUGGUCAACCUCAGCGCCAGCUCCAUCGCCUGGGCUCGCCUCCAUAGUCUCAACAGCACUAUGGCAACUGUUGCUAACCAACUGCGUGAGUACCACAGAGCCAUGAACAAGGUCAGGCAAAGGGCUGAUGAGCUGGAGGAUGAGAACACGGACCUCACGCAGGAUUUGAAUGCGCUGCAGCACAGGAUUAUGAUGACUCACAGAAAAGCAAGCCAUUUAGAGCAGCAUACAAGGGAGACUUACCAGAGAGGAGAGCAACUUCUGCUAAUUAUUCAGAGUAUUCAGAAAAGCACUGGAGACCUGGUGCGGCAGAUGGCCACGUUUGGGGCAGCAAAUGCCAGCACCACCUCCACCGAGGAGUUUCGGCAGAAGAUGGCAGAGGUGGAGAGGAUGCUGAGGGAGAUGAAGGAGCGGAGCCUGGGUGGCCAGGAGGAGUUGGCGAGGCGUGAGCACAAAGAAGCUCAAAAGUUGUUGCACCAGGUGAAGAGCGAGCUUCAUGCCCACUGGGAGUCCAACCAGGCACUGAUGAACAGCAUCCAGGACUGGCUGGCACAGCACAGCUCCCAGCUGAUGGAUCUCCGUGAUGCCCUCAAUGAGGCUGUCAACAAAACCAGGCAGACAGAAGACUUGAACAGUUUGAACCGCAACAACCUGGAGGAGAGUCAGCAAAAGAGCCGUGAACUCCAAAAGCAGUAUGGGCUGGUGCAAGAGACCCUGAGGAUGGCUGAGAAUGCCCUGGCCAAGGUCUCCAACUUCCUACAGAAGAUGGAGAGUGCAAAGGAGGCAUAUGAGAAGCUGGCAGCCCUUCUGGAUGGGGCAAAGCUGCCUCUGACAGAACGAGUGAAGAAGUUCUCUCCAGCCAGCAGUAAAAUCCCCAUUGUAGAGCAGGCUGAGGAGCACGCCCGGCUCCUGGAUGAGCUGGCAAGGAACUUGUCCAGCAUUAUCCAGGGCACAAACCAAGAUGGCUUUAUCCAGAGGGCGAUCGAUGCCUCCAACGUCUACGCCAGCAUCAUUGAAGCAGUGGGAAAAGCCGAGCGAGCUGCCCAUGAUGCCGACGAGGCUGCUGGCGAGGCUUUGAUGAAUGUCAUGUCAGAAAAUCUUGGGGCCAUCUCUAAAGAGCUGAAGAGGAACAGCAGCAACCUUGAGGAGGGUGUGAGGAGAGAGCAGACAAAACUCAAUGGGGCUGUUAAGGGCACUCUGCAGGCAGCAAAGGAGAAGCUGGCUGACCUCCGCAGGAAGAAGGAGCAGCUCUUGAGCCAGCUGCAGUCUGUGCAGGAUACGCUGGGCAGGGACCAAGAGGACACUAAGGAGACAAUUCAGAAUGCCAAAGCAGCUGCCAUAGAGGCCAACGAGACAGCUGCGAGAGUGGAAGAUACCCUGAGCACCAUGAAGAAGAAUCUGGAUGAGUGGAAAGACAAGUAUGGAGGCCUUCGAAAUGAAGACUUGAACCAGGCAGUCCAAGAUGCCAGGAAAUCUGUGUCCAGCCUGGAAAGCACCAUCCCGCUGCUGCUGGGGAAGCUGAGCAGCCUGGAGAACAGGAGGAAUAAGAAUGCCACUGUGUCAGAGAACAUUGUGCGCAUCCGGCAGCUCAUCACGCAGGCGAGGAAUGCUGCCAGCAAGGUGAAAGUCCCCAUGAAGUUCAAUGGCAGCUCAGGAGUGCAGGUCCGGAUGCCGAGCAACCUGCAGGAUUUGGCAGCCUACACAUCCCUCAAAUUCUACAUCCAAAACCCUGAGCCCAGGAGCCAGCAGGAUGGGGCAGAGGAGGGGCGGUUCAUUCUGUACCUGGGCAGCCGUGAGGCCACUGGAGACUACAUGGGUAUUGUACUGAAGGACCGCAAAGUGCAGUGGGUGUACAAACUGGGCAACGAGGAGCCAGCUUCCCUGACCAUCGAUGAGGAGAUUGGAGAGCAGUUUGCUGCCAUCAACAUCAAUAGGAUCCUGCAGUACGGGCAGAUGUCAGUGAUAGUGGAAAGGCAGACGGUGCAUGAGACCAAAGGAGACAGCGUGGCCAAGGGGGAGCAGGGGCUGCUCAACCUCGACCCACACAACGUGGUCUUCUACGUGGGCGGCUACCCACCCAGCUUCAUGCCCCCUCCCACUCUGCGUUAUCCCAACUACCGCGGAUGCCUGGAGCUGGACACGCUGAAUGAGGAGGUGGUGAGUCUGUACAACUUCCAGCACACCUUCCAGUUGGAUACCACUGCUGAGAAGCCCUGUGCAAGGUCUAAGUCCACAGGAGAUCCCUGGCUGACCGACGGCUCCUACUUUGAUGGUACUGGUUAUGCGGAGAUCAAGUUUGAGAGUCAGUUUGGCACAACCAAGCGCUUUGAGCAAGAGAUCCGGAUUGUCUCUUACAAUGGCAUCCUCUUCUUCCUGGAGAAUCAGGGACAGUUCCUGUGCCUGGCCAUCCGGGAUGGGAAGCUGGUGCUUUACUAUGACUUCAACACGGGCCUGGAGAUGGCAAAGCCCAGCAGCAACUCCUCCUCCAUCAGCAGCGCCACGAACAAAGCGAUCCAGAUCUUCCUCCUCAAAAUGAAUAACAAGAAGCGCAUCCUGGUGCGUCUGGAGCGCCUCACCAUCUUCAUGGUGGAGCAGGAGAACUCCUUGGAGAAUGCUGUCUCCUACUACCUGGGCGGUGUGCCUCCAGCAGUGCUGCCCCCCAGCCUGAAGGCACUCUUCCCCACGGGUGGGCCCAUUCGGGGCUGCAUGAAGGGCUUGAAGGCUCUCGGCAAAUAUGUUGACCUGAAGCGCAUGAACACUGUUGGUGUGAGCUACGGAUGUACCUCAGACCUUCUGGUGGCUCGCUCCAUCAGUGUCCAUGGCUAUGGUUACCUGACCCUGGCCCUGAAGGAUGUGCCUGCGCUGCAGGACUUCUACAGUGGCUUCAGCUUCCAGACGAGCCAACGUGAGGGGCUGCUGUACUACCACAGUACACAGGAGGGGACGUGCCAGGUGUCCCUACAGAGGGGCCAGCUGGCCUUGAACCUGCUGGAAACCAAAGUCACCACUGAAAAUACCUAUGCAGAUGACAGGACCCACUACGUGGCCUUCUACAGUGAUGCCCAGGGGGUGCGGCUGUAUGUGGACGAUGAGCUGCAGGACACUGCAGCUGGGGCCGGGGCCAGGGCCAGUUGGAGGCAACGGAGGCAGCAGGAUGACCGGGCACUCUUCCAGCUUGGAGGCUCACCAGAGCCCGGUGCCCUCAGCAACCUCACUGGCUGCAUCGGGAACGUCUUCGUCAAGCGGAGGUCAGAGCCACAGAUGGUGGUGGACCUGCAGCAGAAUGUGGAGAGCAUCAAUGUCACCAUGAGCUGUCCUUGGGGCGAGCGGCCGCAGCAACUCAGAGUUGCUCUGAAGAAGGACAGGAGGAAACCCAAGGUGUCCAGCAGGCCCAGCUCCAAGGACCGCCGCCACGACCAGACUGGGCUCUGCCGGCCGCAGCCCCGCACAGCCAAGGACACCUUCCGCUUUGGGGGAUCCCCGAGCAGCCGCUGGGAGUUCGAGGAGAUCCCAGCCUCCUUCAGCCAGAGGUUCCAUUUCUCCCUGGAGGUGAGGCUGAACUCUUCUAACGGGCUGCUCUUCUACGUGGCGGGGAAGCGAAGCACCUUCAUGGCUCUCUUUGUCUCCAACGGGCGCUUCAUCUUCCUGGUGGCCAUCGGUGGGCGGCGGCUGCGAGUUCGCAGCAAAGAAAAGUACCGUGACCAGCGGUGGCACACGGUCUUCUUCAGCAGAGACCAGAGCCGAGUCCAGCUGGUCAUCGAUGGGCUGCGAGCCCAGAGUGCUACAGUGGCCACCACAGAGCUCUUUGUAGCCCGGACCCCCUUGUACAUUGGGGGUGUCCCAGAUGGAAGAGCCAAGGCUCACAUGAUGGGCACAUCGGUCUCCAGCUUUGACGGCUGCCUGAGGAACCCACAGCUGGAUGGGAAGCCCCUUGCUACCCCCUCACACACCUUUGGGGUGACACCGUGUUAUGAGGGUGCUCUGGAGCAUGGGAUUUUCUUCGCUGCAGACGGCGGGUCCGUCACCCUAGCUGAUACACUGGCGACUGAGCAGGACUUGGAGGUGACACUGGACGUCCGUCCCCACAGUGCCUCUGGGCUCAUCUUCCACAUCGGGACAAGGAGAAGCCCCCAUCUCGUGCUGUACAUGGAGGAGACAAAGGUCACCAUGAGAGCCAACACCGGGGCUGAUGAGUUCUCCACAUCGGUGACGUGUCCAUCUCUCUGUGACGGGCAGUGGCACUCCAUCACAGCUAUCAAAAGGAAAAACAUAAUCCAGGUUGAAGUGGACACAGAAAGAAACUAUGCAGUGGGACCCAGCCUGCCUCCUGCACCCAGUGCAAAGGCAAUGUUCUACCUAGGAGGGCUGCCAGAAGCAGACGAGGCCAGUACAGUGUCAGCACUAUCUCCCCUCCCUCAUUAUGUGGGCUGCAUAAGGAAUCUGCUGGUUAACCAGAGCUAUGUGAACCUGCUGCAAACAAGGACUGUCAGGGGCUCUGUUGGCCUGCAGGGUUGUCCCGUGCUGUGAGUGCACCUCGGUGUACAGCCUGACACCAGGAAACUGCACUGCUCCCUGGAUCCCAGCCAUCAGCUGCGAGCUGUGGUCAGCCAGGCCAUCUCCAGUGCCUGCAGCACGAGUCUGUGGCACAUGGCUGGGGCCAACAUCAGGGAGGGGCCACAAAUCCACGGGGAAGGAGAGCAGGGGAGGAAGGUGGGGAGAAGGGAGCACUUCAGGGGCAUCUUAUCACAAAUAUAACCAAAAAGUUGGAGGAGGCUGUGGAAACAGGUCUGCCUCCUUCCCCAGUGGUCAAGCAUCUGCAGCGGGCCUCAUGCUGGCACACAGCUUGUAGUAUGGGCUGGAGCACACAGCAGCUGUGCCUCACAUCCCAAAUCCUGUUCCCUUUACCCCACGCUUACAAUGCAUUACAAUGCACGUAGGUUUAGUUCACUGAACACUUCAGGCUGUUAAUGACAGUCGCAGACUGCCUUCUGCUAAAGGCUUUAUAAUGCAGUUAGGACAAACUGGAUUAGUUCCAUCACUUUUGGGUUUUUAUAUGCAAGGAUGCAUUUAACCCUUCCCCCUAAGGUCGGUCUCUGUUCACCUGCUGCUGCUGUGCAAGUACAGAGCUGUGCAAGGGGGGCCUUGGACAAAAUUCUGCUUGCAGAAUUAGCAUCUGCCAAUCAGAUUAAUUUAUAAGAAGCUGAUAAUUAAAAAGGAAUCAAGAACGCUGGAAGCACUGCUGAGGGAAAGCAGAAGGUCAUCGCAAUGCCACUCUGCACUCCGUAGUUGCAUUCAGCAUAGAUAGAUACACUGAUACAAGUCCUGCUGUACGAAGCAAGAAACUGUUGCUUGAAAGGGAAGAAAUAAAGGUUACCUCUGGCCAGAUUUGCAGUCACUGCAGUCACCUGCCCUGCCCCCAGCUGCCUUCUGCCUGGCCCAGCUCACCCCUGCUGACAGUGCAGCCUUCACUUGAAAGACAAAAAACCCAACACAUUCUGCUCCCAAAACACCUAGCUCACUUGUGCACUUACACAUCAUAUAUAUAUUUGUGUGUAUAUAUAUCCAGCCACGUGGGGACAAAAUCUUGCUUCCGAAAUGGACUUAUAACUUAUAUAUUGUUUUUUAUGAGGGGUAAAUAUUGUAAAGUGGGUUUUUAACAUGUCCAUCUUCAGUGUAAUUAUGACCUGUUUUUAAGUUGUAGUAUUAAAGAUGGUCUUUGUAAAUCACUGGUACAUACUUUGGAGUCAAAUA
Messenger RNA from Lagopus muta (rock ptarmigan), 12350 nucleotides. It is a transcript of the gene LAMA5, whose product is annotated as laminin subunit alpha 5. Gene Ontology annotation, biological process: cell adhesion; axon guidance; regulation of embryonic development. NCBI's taxonomy places the organism in Eukaryota, Metazoa, Chordata, Aves, Galliformes, Phasianidae. The record is from RefSeq and is a predicted model, not a curated record. Gene Ontology annotation, cellular component: basement membrane. Bases 54 to 11126 code for a protein of 3690 amino acids. The transcript has 80 exons. Gene Ontology annotation, molecular function: signaling receptor binding.